AUGUCUGUCACGGGGAAGCCUUCAGAGGCGCAUUCUCCCAAGCGCCGAAAAUUGAGCCACAGUAGGGAGAAAAGUGAUAUUGACACCUCAAAAUCAUCCGGGAACGCCAACGGCUUUGCACAAGACUCUUCGCCAAGUGGAACUGGACUUCAGCAACAAGAUGCGGCUCGGGAUGGAAGAACAAAACGUCCCGUGGCGAACAGCACUACUGUUCUCCCAACGGGCGGACUCAACAAGUCAUCUGUCCUAGCUCUUCAAGUGGCUGACCUGAACAAGGAAGUCACCCCGAAUUAUGCAAGACUCCGACCCAAGUGGACUGGAAUCCUGAACAACCUGGAGGCCACCAUCAAGCAAUUGCCGCCACGACCUCCCGUGACCGCGGUGGAUGCUUUGAAACAAUUCAAGAAGCAGGAGAUCAGGAUCCCAUUUCCUGAACCCCAACCUUCGAAAGAAACACAUUACAAGUUCGAGUUCAAAUCUCCUCAGCACUUGAUUGUUGGUGGAGCGUUGCCCCUGGAGUUGAGUGUCAAGGGUGAGAACGUCGUCGAACUCACAGCGGUCAUGCCGGAAGGGCUUCUACAGGAGAAAGAUUAUCUAAAUGCUCGAGCACCUCACAAAGCUGCAUUCUACCUCGCUUGCAUUGCAUCGGCGAUCAAGGAAAAGCAUGGAGCUGAUCUCGACGUAUCUUUCUCAUAUUUGUGCGACGUGGACCUCUUGCCUAUAGUCGAACUUGUGCCCCGGGAUUCGGCAGAAUCGAAAUUCACAUUCCGAAUUGCUGUUGGGUUUCCUGAUGCUUCUAUACCAGUGGCAAAGACUCUGCCGACGAAGAACUGUCUCCGACACGGAACUUCCGACGAAUCAGGGAAUUCUGACCAGCCUACUCCUUUCUACAACAGCGCUAUUCGUUCGGCGGCAUUAGUUAAGGCUUUCGACGAUCUCAUUCAAAAGACGAGAAGUCCGGCUUUCGAUGACGCAUGUCGCAUUGGUCAGAUCUGGCUGAGGCAGAGGGGAUUUUCUAGCUCGGCCAGAUCGGGAGGUUUUGGCUGGCGCGAAUGGUGCUUUAUGUGUGCCUUGUUUCUCAGUGGAGGUGGUCAUAGGGGCCAUCCGCUGUUUUCCAAGCAGUACAGCAGCCUUCAGUUCUUCAAGGCAGUCCUCCAGAUUCUCGCUGGACGAGAUCUUCGAGAUCCCAUGGUGCUCAACACUGCGAGUCUUGAGAUCCCACGGUCAGAAUAUCCCGUCCUUUUCGACGGAAAAACGGGGGUGAAUGUGCUGUACAAAAUGAGCCCCUGGUCAUAUCAGUCUUUGCGGCAUCAUGCUCAGAUUUCCUUGGCUACCGUCAAUUCCCGGAACGAUGACAGCUAUGAUACUACUUUUUCCUCGAAUGUUGCAACCGCUGUGUUGCAAUAUGACGAGCUGUUCUCCGUCAAGAUUCCCGCGGCCAUGUGCAAGACCGCAACCGAGGAGCGAGACUUUCUUCUGCGGAUGCACGCUACACUAGUACGUGGUCUGGGAGACAGGGCCUCCCUGGUUGAUUUCAAGCUACCGCAACGGUCCAAGUGGUCUCUGAACCAAACUGCUGAUGUCAAGGAUAAGGGAGACUACGAACUGGAGGUCGCUUUGCUCACAAAUCCGGACAACGUGGGUCGUCUUGUAGACCACGGUCCAGAAGCAGAUGAGCAAGAUGAAGCAGCUGAUUUCCGGAAGUUCUGGGGCGAGAAAGCGGAGCUACGUCGCUUUCGAGAUGGGACAAUCUCGGAGAGCCUGGUAUGGGCGCCGGGAAGUCCUGUUACGCUGCAGAUCAUCACUUAUCUUGCAACGCUCCAUUUCAGAUUACCGCCCAGCUCUGUGUCGGCUGUAGGGCAGGAUCUGGAAGUGAACAUCCUAGAAACAGGAUCGUCCAUGAGUGCGAAGGACGCUUUCAGAAUCAUCGGGUCGACAUUCCAAACCUUGACAUCAACGCUGCACGGACUAGACAAUCUCCCUCUGCCCAUUCGGUCGAUCUUUCCAGCAGAUCCAGGUCUACGCUCUUCAUCCGUUGGCCAUCCACUCCUGUCACAGAGUACGCGGCCACUCAACAUGAUUAUCGAAUUCGAAUCUUCGACAAGAUGGCCCGACUCUCUUCCUGCCAUCCAGUACACCAAGAUAGCAUUCCUCCUCAAGCUCGCAGAACUUCUCACAGCAAAGAAUACCGACCUGGAAACUCGUGUUGGAUUAGAAAACACCGAAUCCGCCGUCACGGGCCGCUUCAACACCUCGUUCCUCGAUAUCAUUUAUCCAUCCCCAGGUCCGGGAUUGAGUCCGAUCUGUUUCCGAGCCCGGAUCCACCACGAUCGCGAGGAACAUCUGCUACAGACCGCACUCGUCGACAAAUCGCUCCACGGCUCCGUCAGAGACUCUCUCACUACAGCACUGGCAACACACAGACGAGACUUCCUUGCUCAACCGAUGCAUACGACCGCGAUACGCAACUUGUGUACACGCUUCCCGCCCCUGUCGGCCACCAUUCGAUUAUUUAAGAAAUGGGUCUCCUCCCAUUUACUGUUGCAACACAUCCCAGAAGAAAUCAUGGAGAUCAUCGCAGCACAUGUCCAUGUGCACCCGGCGCCCUGGUCGACUCCUGGCUCCUCGACGACCGCGUUUCUGAGAUGUCUGCACCUCCUGUCACGCUGGGACUGGGCAUCGGCGCCUCUCAUUGUCGACCUCAGCUUGGCCCAAGACAUGGCUGCCUCCCAGCUGUCCGAGAUCACGAGGCGCUUUCAAGCGUGGCGCAAACUCGACCCCAGCAUGAACAACGUGGUCUGGUUCGUCGGCACAAAUCUCGACACUACAGGCACCGUGUGGACGCAGGGCUCCCGGCCGCCGCGCGUGGUGGCUGGACGACUGACGGCGCUCGCUCGGGCUGCUGUCGAUGUUGUGGUGCGCAAGGCUACCCAGAUGGACGACUCGGACUGGACGGGACUGUUCACAAGUCCACUGGGCGAUUACGAUUUCCUGAUCCACCUCAAGCCCUCUGUGUUGCGGUCCAAAGCUGGGUCCAAGUCUAGUAGGUCGGCGCACCAGCACAGCGGCAGUAGUGGUGCGGUGUCAGAAUUCAAGAACCUUCAAGUCCACGAGACUCUCGAUACUGCAGCGAUUGGACAUGAUCCUGUCGAGCUGUUUGUGCGCGACUUGGAGCAUGCGUUUGGCUCUACUGCUCUGUUCUUCCACGACCAACAUGGCGGCCGCGUCAUCGCUGGAUUGUGGAGGCCCAGUGUCCUGGGGACUAAGGAGUGGCGGGUCAGGUUGGGCUGGUCGAGUGUGCCUGUGGCGGGAGAUGAUCAGGAAGAUGGCAAGGAUGUGUGUGUGCUCAACAAAGAUGGGAUUUUGGCUGAAAUCGCCAUGUUGGGAGAGGGCAUGGUGAAGGAUAUCACGGUCAGAGAGCAGUAG
This is a messenger RNA of Capronia coronata CBS 617.96, 3426 nucleotides long. RefSeq lists its product as uncharacterized. The coding region runs from base 1 to 3426 and encodes 1141 amino acids. NCBI's taxonomy places the organism in Eukaryota, Fungi, Ascomycota, Eurotiomycetes, Chaetothyriales, Herpotrichiellaceae. The transcript has a single exon. Gene Ontology annotation, biological process: tRNA export from nucleus; rRNA processing. Gene Ontology annotation, cellular component: small-subunit processome; UTP-C complex; CURI complex. The record is from RefSeq and is a predicted model, not a curated record.